Molecule: messenger RNA, 234 nt
Organism: Botrytis fragariae
Lineage: Eukaryota; Fungi; Ascomycota; Leotiomycetes; Helotiales; Sclerotiniaceae
Exons: 3
Coding region: 1-234 (77 amino acids)
Source: RefSeq, a predicted model, not a curated record
AUGAGAGAAACUGCGACAACUUGGCACAUUCUGGACAUCAAAGUGAUCGACGAAGAAUACAGUGAUUUAUUGUCUCAUACUAACCAAAUUGUCACCGCUUUCUUGACAAGUGCCAGUGUUUACAUCAGAGAUAUUGUUUCAUGCUUCAGUGUGUUUGGAGAGCGAGGUUUCAAUUGGAAUUCACGAUGGGCAAGAGUUACAAAGAGAGUGACGAUGUACAUGACAACCGCUUGA